This is a messenger RNA of Colletotrichum chrysophilum, 741 nucleotides long. RefSeq lists its product as uncharacterized. Bases 1 to 741 code for a protein of 246 amino acids. The record is from RefSeq and is a predicted model, not a curated record. NCBI's taxonomy places the organism in Eukaryota, Fungi, Ascomycota, Sordariomycetes, Glomerellales, Glomerellaceae. The transcript has 3 exons.
AUGGCGCUGUGGUCGCGCUUGAUUCUUCACUACUGGGCAACCGCCGUACAGCAAGACGCUGCGAAUCACGGUUCCGAAGGAGGAGCUUUCACCCCUAACCCGGUGGCAUAUCUCCAGACGGCAUACGAGCAGACGCUGAGAGCGACAUCGGACCCGAAUGACUGGCAAGGAACAACAACUGCGAGCGGGGCGCUACUGCAUUAUAAGACACUGGAUGGUAGCAAGCCAGUCCCCCAGGUGUAUGUGACCAACCUGGGUGACUGUCAAGUCAUGAUUCUGCGGCCGCGGCAUGAGAAGGUUGUCUACAAGACAAAGGAGCAGUGGCACUGGUUCGAUUGCCCUCGGCAACUUGGGACGAACAGCCCCGAUACACCGGAGAAGAAUGCUGUCAUGGAUGUGGUGGAGAUCCAAGAGGGCGACGUGGUUCUUGCCAUGUCCGACGGUGUCAUCGACAACCUCUGGGAGCACGAGAUCAUCGACAGCAUUCAGAACAGCAUACAACGCUGGGAAAAUGGAGAGGCCGGAGCGGACAGAGUGGAGGGCGACCGCACAGGCGGCGCGAACGGAGGCAUGAAGCUUGCUGCUGAGGAGCUGGUGGCUGCUGCAAAGAAGAUUGCGACCGACCCAUUCGCCGAAAGCCCCUUCAUGGAGCACGCGAUCGAGGAGGGCCUGCCAACCGAAGGAGGCAAACUAGACGACAUCAGCGUCGUCGCCGCGCUGGUCAGGAGACACGAAGCAUGA